CGCAUCCCAAGAUCACACACUCUUGAGCUUCCAUUUCCAGAAACAAAGAUAGAAGACAACAAGAUGAUGAGUAGUAGUCGGCUGAUAGUAUCGUGCUUGUCCUUCCUGGCGGUUUUGGAUGGUAGAGCAGCCAAUGCGUUUCGGGGGCCUGGUUUGGCAAGCGUACAUGAUGUAUCGAGACGACAAUCAUCUACAGCAAUGAGCAUGUCGAUUCUGGACGACAUCAAAGCCAAGAGCGACAAUAACGAGUUGGGCGAUGACAAGAAAUUCAAUCCCUUUGAUUACAGCAAGGACCGCAGCAUUUCCACAGUCAACUAUUCCGGAACCCAGAUUUCUCUACGAAAAACCACCAUGACCGAACUUUUGAAUGAACUGCUGAAUGUGGCGACUGCACGGGAGGAAGUGCAAACCGUGUUGGAGAGCUACAAGGACUUUUUGCUAGAGCCACUCGAAGAUACGGAUGCGGUAUUGGAUCCCGAUUCCAUCUACACCGCUUCCAUGACACGCGAGCAACGGUAUCAGGCCUACCGGGAAUCCAUGGAAGAACGAGUCGAAAAGGCCCGAAAUGAAAGUGUCAAAACGGUCCUAAAGGCCAUGAAGGACUAUGUAUUGAGCUUUGAAUAAAAACAAGCUGCACUUUUCACGCUCUCAAAACAUAUCCUGGCUGUGUCAAUUCCAAUGAAUGAUAUCCUACCUGGCUAGCUAGGAAGCUGGCCAACAGCUAAGGGCCCAUCGUUAUCCUGGCAGCUAGCUAGAUUCAUCCGUGUGGUACCGUACGAGGAGCCCCUCAAGGUAUCCUGAUGUCGUCUACCAAAGGGUGCUACUAGUACCUUGAUGUACAUACAUAUUUCUAAACUACAAUUUCACGAUCG
Molecule: messenger RNA, 872 nt
Organism: Seminavis robusta
Lineage: Eukaryota; Bacillariophyta; Bacillariophyceae; Naviculales; Naviculaceae
Source: the annotation of a GenBank genome assembly